Cooperia oncophora is the source of this 732-nucleotide messenger RNA. Lineage: Eukaryota; Metazoa; Nematoda; Chromadorea; Rhabditida; Trichostrongylidae. The record is from the annotation of a GenBank genome assembly.
AUGAUGUCGGGUAAAAUGAAACCAGCCAUGCGACGGAUAUUCUACUGUGUGACUCGUGGUUUUCACAAAUCUUCCACUAAAUAUGCUCGAUGGCGGGACAGCUACAAGAUGGGGCAAUUUAUGCCAGAGCUGGGCGAUAAAAAACCAACACACAUUGUCGUCGGUGCAGGCUCUGCUGGAUGUGUUAUGGCCUCUCGAUUGUCUGAGAAUCCAAAUAAUCGAGUGUUGAUGAUCGAGGCCGGUCCACAGGAUCAUUGGUGGGACUGGCGAUUACAUAUGCCUGCAGCAUUGAUGUACAACCUCUGCCACGAUCGAUACAAUUGGUACUACCAUACAGUGGCACAGAAGAAUGCAGCGAACCGCACGUUCUACUGGCCAAGAGGCAGAGUUUGGGGUGGAUGUUCGUCAUUGAAUGCGAUGGUGUAUGUACGAGGUCAUCCACUCGAUUAUGAUCGAUGGGAAUCUGAGGGUGCAAAAGGAUGGAAUUACAAAAAUUGUCUACCGUACUUCAAAAAAGCCGAGACUUAUACCCAUUCAAAGGGCCCUGACGAUCCAUACAGAGGUAAUAACGGGCCGUUAUACGUGACUCGCGGCCAUGCUGAACAUCCAUUGCAUCAAGCGUUUCUCGAAGCUGGCCGUCAGCAUCCCGUAGGGACCACUGAGGACAUGAACGGCUUCAAGCAAGAGGGUUUAGGAACCAUGGAUAUGACAAUUCGUGAUGGUGUACGGUAA